AUGGCAAAAUCAGCAAGUAGUAGUAGUAGUAGUAGUAGUAGUAGUAGUAGUGGAGACAAUAAAAAGACAACUGCUACUAGAAGAGGAAGAAAGAAGUCGGUCACAAAGACUGCUACAGAGACACCAACAAAAUCAUCAACAACAAAGAAGAAUGAACAACAACAACAACUAGAAGAACAAAUGUCAGAUGAAGAACUCAUUCCUUACGGACUGAGUGAUGAAGAGGAAGAGGAAGAAGAGGGUUCUGACGCACCAACCACAACCACAACCACAACCAAUACUAGAAAGAAAAGGACACCAACCAUUGAAUAUGAAGAGUUGUUUUAUGAACCAGAUACAAAGAAAAAGACAAAGGGUGGUAAAGCUGGUAGUGGUGGUGAUGAUUCAUCUUUGUCACAAUACAGUCAUUGUCAACGUAUAUCACCGGCACAAUAUGAUUUUCAACAAGAUGCAUACACAAGAGAGGCAAUUGAUAAUUUGUCACGCCAGAUUCGUCGACACCCCAACUUGGCAUCGAAAUGCUACCGGUUUUUGCAUCGUGGCAUGUCAAUCAAACUGUUGCACCAGUCGUUGCGUAUUGUCGUGUCGCUUCUCUACGCAUUGGCCGUUGUCACCAUCAUCAUGAAGUAUCAGUUGCCCAAAGGAAUGGAGAAUGUGCUAGAGUCGCCAACUGGCGCCAAUAUCUUUGACGAGUCUGGAUCGAUCCACUUAAACUCGCUUGAACCUACCCAUCUCAAGAUCAAGGGGGGGUGGACGCGAUUCGCGACCAUCGGUAUCUCCAACUACCUGUGCGGCAACUACAACGACAACCCACUGCUCAAUGUAGCCACCAUGUCGUCGUCGUCGACACAUCCGGGUGACCACGACAUGAAGAACAUCAAGAUAUUUGGUGCGUGUAUCGUGUCGGGUGUAUCUCUAUUUGUCUUGUGGCUGUUUGCCAUGAAACUGUCUGAUCGCGAGAUUGUGCUUGAUGCGUCGGUACCCAGUCAACUGGCACACGUCUUUAUGACACUCAUCUUUAUUCCACUGGCAUCUAUGAUAUUUUGGGCAAUGUUUCUACUCUACUUUGUACAGACUGUGUUGAUGGGAGCAGAGGCCAAUGCCGAGGACACAUUCCGAUGUAUCAAUCGUCUGUCAACCGGGAUUCGCGAGCUUGGCACUUUUGCACCCAUCCGCGAGCUCACCCUUGGGUCACUGGGUCUCGUGUCUCGUGUCAUGACCGGUGCCUUUAACGUCACACCCUCCCAACUCGCCCUCCACGAUCUCUCUGGUGCCACGCAAGGUACCACUCAACUCAUCUCGUUCCUCUGGAGCAUUGUCAUUGGCUCGACCAUCUACUACUUUUUAAAGAUAGUCUCCAACAUUUACAACAUUUUCCGUGACAAUAAUCACAUGAAGGGUCGUCCAUCCGACGACCACCAAUUCAUGGUACUCGACAUGAAAUUCGUUCCCUCCCUCAUUCCACGUGUAGUCACUACCCAAAACUUUUUCAUUGUUUGUAUUCUUUCAAUUGUUUCUUUGGUUCUAUGGGUUUUCAAUACUCCUUCAAAAAUUCAUGAAGGUGAGAUAUUUUUUGUAGUUUUGUCAUUGCUACCUUUAUUUAAAUCAUUGUAUAAUAUAUUGGUCAUUGAACAAAAGAAACAAACUUUACCAGAGAUGGACAGUUUUGAACAAGAUCCAGAAUUAACAAGAAAUUCUGUUGUUUAUUAA
Molecule: messenger RNA, 1710 nt
Organism: Cavenderia fasciculata
Lineage: Eukaryota; Evosea; Eumycetozoa; Acytosteliales; Cavenderiaceae
Exons: 2
Coding region: 1-1710 (569 amino acids)
Source: RefSeq, a predicted model, not a curated record